AUGGAAGCACACCUUGAACCCGAUUCCCUUCAAGUAGCGGAUCGUCCUACCGUCGAUACGUCUGAAGCUUCCUCUUUCACCCAUCCGGAUCAAGACCCCAACAUUCCUGUCGCAACACACGAAGCAGAAACCGGCAGCCUAGACCUGCCUGUCAGAGAAACUGAAGACAUGGCGGGUGCACCUUCCUCGAGCAUCGCAGUCCCCGGCUCCAUCCCCAUCAACAAUGGCAGCGGCAGUGGCAGCGGCAAUGGCCAUGGCAGCCAGAGUGGACGGGGUAAAACCAGACGAUCCGCCUCACAUUCACUCUCUCACAGCAUAGCUUCAUCCUUUGCGAAUAGUAUUGCCAGCCGCAAGAGCAGACACGUCGAACCGGGCACUAUCGAAGUCAAUGUUGAUGCCAAUCUAUCUCAGCCCCCGCCCGUUCAGUUGCCACAACAGAAACCUUCGCUCUCGCACAGCCGCCGCGAAUCGUCCAACUCGUUCCGCUCCUUCAUCUCGGACGCCUGGAGCGACGCAAACAAUAGUCAGGGAUACUCGGACUUGGGAGGUGGAGCACAUGUACCCGGCAGCUUUGGCAGCGCCUCCGCGGUUCCACCCUUGUUUUCUCCCCGAGAUUUUACAUUUGCCGCCGGCGAUAACGGCCAGAAUCAAGCUAUCAUUGAAGACUCGGAAACUCCUCGUCUACGUGCCGGGACCGGUAACACGAACGGCAACGCCCCUGUUUCCGAAACUCCUCAACAACAACAACAACAACAACGCCAACUCCCCGAUCCCGCUCUGCAAAAUUCCAUUACUACCCCAACCCAACGCGAAUACCCCUACCACUCUCGCCGCCGAAACUCGUCCUUCUUUGGCUCCGAGUACAGCCAAGCAGACAGCAACAAGCGAAAGAGUAUCUCGUCCAUGUACUCUUUGGCCUCGGCCCGUGGUGUUCCCAGUUCUGAAAACGGCAGCAACAGUGGCGCCACCGGCCCUGCCCGAGUGGUAACCGGCUUCAUGUCUUCCUCCGCGCCCUCCAAAUCGGGAGUCAUCCCGCCCGCCAGCACCGCCCAGGCCGCAGAAGCCAGCGUCUCGACAACCACUGUUACGACCGGCAGCCAAGGUGCACCGGGCACCCACCAGCUGUCGCCACGGGAAUCGCAUGCUCAACAGAUAGGCGAUAUGCUCAAGAAUGGUCAGAGUAGGGGAAACCAUCACCAUACUUCGCAGGCUCACGGCCACGGUGUUCCAGCUCCUGUCAACACUGCUGUUGCUAACGGCGCAACACCUACACCGCGAGCGGUGCCACCCAGGUCCAGGAGCAGAGCGAAGCGCAGAUUCAGUGGUAGUACCGCUGCCAGCGGAGGUCAGAGUCCUAAUGGUGAAAGAGUGGUAUCAGGCCAUGAACAUAGGGUUCCAAAGGAGGAGCACAAGCCUGCCCCGUACGGUGUCAUUGGCGUGUGUGCUUUGGACGUGAAGGCGAGAAGCAAGCCCAGCAGAAACAUCCUGAAUCGACUAAUUCAGAACGGCGAAUUUGAUGUUUGCGUUUUUGGAGACAAAGUUAUUCUUGAUGAAGAGGUCGAAAACUGGCCCAUGUGCGACUAUCUAAUCUCGUUUUAUUCUGACGGCUUCCCCCUUGAAAAGGCCAUCGCUUACGUCAAGGCCCGCAAGCCCUUCUGCGUCAACGAUGUCCCUAUGCAAAAGAUACUCUGGGACCGCCGCCUCUGCCUUCGCCUUUUGGAUCGUAUCGGUGUCCCCACCCCUCAGCGCAUAGAAGUGAACCGGGACGGUGGCCCUCCUCUUUUGACUCCCGACAUCUGCAAGCUCAUCAAGGACGUCAGCGGGGUACCUUUUGAGCCGACUAAUACGGAUCCAGAGCACGCCAAGAAGGUCGCGCCGCGCAAGAUCGAGCUGCUCGAAGACGGCGACGUUCUCUCUGUCGACGGAACGCUGAUCAAGAAGCCGUUUGUCGAAAAGCCCACGAGCGGUGAAGACCAUAAUAUCAUUAUCUACUUCCCUUCGUACGCCGGUGGUGGUGCGAGGAAGCUUUUCCGCAAGAUCGGCAACAAGAGCAGUGAAUAUGUGGAGGACCUCAACGUGCCCAGGUGCAUCACUCAGCCCGAUGAGAGUUUCAUCUACGAAAAGUUUAUGCAGGUUGAUAACGCCGAGGACGUCAAGGCGUACACCGUUGGGCCAACGUACUGCCACGCCGAGACUCGCAAGUCCCCCGUUGUGGAUGGUGUCGUGCGCAGAAAUACGCACGGAAAGGAGGUCCGUUAUGUCACAGCCUUGAGCGACGAGGAAAAGGAUAUUGCGGCCAAAAUCAGCACAGCAUUCGGGCAAUGCGUUUGCGGUUUUGACUUCUUGCGUGCGGGAGGCAAGAGCUAUGUCAUUGACGUGAAUGGCUGGAGCUUCGUCAAAGACAAUGAGGAUUACUACAACCAGUGCGCCAAAAUUCUCAGGGAAAUGUUUCUCAAGGAGAAGCAGCGCAGGGGUGGAAUGACUCCGCCGUGCCCGUCGCCCGCCAUUUCUGAAGUGACGGAUCCUCUUGCGGCUCGCGCAGCCCUCAUGCACAAGGAGAAGGAACUUGCAGCAUUGACAGCAACCCAGCGCAAGGCGAGCUUGGACAAGCAGAGAUCGGAUACCAGGCAACAUGAUGCGCCGCCGCACGUCAAAUCAGAAACCUCGAUUGCCUCUAAGUUGUCAACCAAACAGAGCAGCCCGCGCACCAGCCAAUACGGAGAAAGUGCGCCGCCCACGGCGCCAUCGACGCUACCCACUACUCCUUCGCUCGCUAGUAUCGCCAUUGCCGAACAGGAGCAUGAACAUGAGCAAGAGGAAACGCCGCCACCGCCUCCUCCCAAGCCUAGCUGGAAGCUCAAGGGUGUGGUGUCUGUCAUUCGCCAUGCUGAUCGUACGCCGAAGCAAAAGUAUAAGUUUACGUUCCACACAGAUCCCUUCAUUCAGCUUCUCAAGGGACACCAAGAGGAAGUGCUCCUUAUUGGUGAGCCGGCCCUCGCAAGCGUGCUUGAUGCUGUUGAUGUGGCCCUGAAGGCUGGGAUCGAAGACCCCGUCAAGCUGAGAUCACUCCGCAACGUCCUUGUGAAGAAGGGCGGAUGGGCUGGUACCAAGGUCCAGAUCAAGCCAAUGUUUAGGAAGAAAGACAAGCCCAAGAAGGAAGACAAAGGCAAGGAGAGCGUAAAGGUUGACGAAGAGGUCAAGGAGGAUGCUGCUCCUGGUGAAGGCGACAUAGUCGACAAGGACGGUGAGGCCAAGCCUCGUAGGCCAGCCAAGAGGCACGAUUCCUUGUCAGGCGUCACCAUGUCCAAGUUCACUGCUGCUGAGGAGAGCUUGGUGUUGGAUAAACUUCAGCUCAUUGUGAAGUGGGGCGGUGAGCCGACACACUCCGCCCGCUACCAGGCACAGGAACUCGGUGAGAGCAUGCGUAGUGAUCUUGGCCUCAUGAACCGUGAAGUCCUGGAGGAGGUCCACGUCUUUAGCAGCAGUGAGCGUCGUGUCGUCACUAGCGCCCAGAUCUGGGCGGCUAGCUUCUGCAAGAAGAAGGAAUUGCCUGCGGAUUUUAUCACCAUCCGUAAGGACCUUCUUGACGACUCAAACGCCGCCAAGGACGAGAUGGAUAAGGUGAAGAAGAAGCUGAAGGGUCUUUUGCGGAAGGGAAAUGAGCGGCCGCCCCAGUUCGCCUGGCCUGAAAACAUGCCUGAGCCGUCUGAAGUGCAGACGCGCGUGGUUCAGCUCAUGAACUUCCACCGCAAGGUCAUGCAACACAACUAUGCCAAGCUCUACAGCGGUGCUGUGAAUUCUCUCAACGCGAUCAACAACCCUAGUAUGGAGAAGAUCAGUGAGACUUCCGGCUCGUCGCUGUCAUCACUUGGCUCAUCGCAGGUGAACGCGGUGAACAGCAUCCAAGCCAGAUGGUGCUGCGGUGAGGACGCUGAGCUGUUCAAGGAGCGUUGGGAGAAGCUCUUCAUCGAGUUCUGCGACGGCGAAAAGGUUGACCCUAGCAAGAUUUCGGAACUUUACGAUACCAUGAAGUUCGAUGCCCUACACAAUCGUCAGUUCCUCGAAUGGGUCUUUACUCCACCGAAGACUAUGCUUGAGGAGGACUACGGAAUCCUGGCUCCCCCUAAUGGAGGCAAGGAUGCAAAGUCACCGUCCCCUGUGUCGAGCACCGAUAAUGAAACUCCCAGGCAUUCUGAGAGCGGGACGUCAUUGGCAGAGAAGAUUGAUUCGAAGACUGUCAAGCGUAUCUUCCGCAGGCGGUCGUUCUUGCACGGGUUCAGACCUGGGCCAGGUCCGGAAUCCGAGCUCCCGGAGAGGUACUUCCACCUUCACAGAGGCAAUAGCCAAACCAAGGCCAAGACAGAUGCUCGCUUUGAGCCUUUGCGGGAGCUGUACCAGCUAGCCAAGGUCCUCUUUGACUUCAUUUGCCCGCAAGAGUAUGGUAUUUCGGAUAGCGAAAAGCUUGAAAUUGGACUCUUGACCUCCCUCCCCCUGUUGAAGGAGAUUGUUAAGGACCUCGAAGAAAUGCAGGCUUCAGAUGAAGCCAAGUCCUUCAUCUACUUCACCAAGGAGUCGCACAUCUACACUUUGCUGAACUGCAUUCUGGAGGGCGGCCUCGAGACCAAGAUCAAGCGAGCCACCAUCCCUGAGCUCGACUACCUCUCGCAGAUCUCUUUCGAGCUGUACGAAAUGCCUGCCGACCCGCCAACCGAUGCAGAGGCUACUGCUGCCUUCAACUACAGCAUCAAGAUCACCAUCAGCCCUGGCUGCCACGUCUUUGACCCGCUGGAUGUUCAGCUUGAUAGCAAGCAUUGCAUUGGCUGCGCCCCGCGCAGGAGCUUGACGGCUCAUGCGGACUGGAUGAAGGUUAUUGAGACGUUGAGGGCGAAGUUCCACCAAGUGAAACUGCCCAAGACCUUCUUGGCGGUCAACCUGUCCGAUGCCUUCACUUUCCAAGAGAAGCCACAGGGCGGCGACGAGGCCAUCGAGGCCGAACCCGAACCCGAGGCGACACCUGAGGCGAAGCCAGCGAAGGAGGGAGAGCCAGAAGCGGCUAAGCCUGAUGACGCCGAGGCCAACGUCGCUCUUGAUACCGCCGAUGCUGCGACUGUUGAUGACGCAGCAACGGACGAGCAGUCCGAUGUCCUCGAGAUUAAGAUUCCCGGGGAUAAGCGUGCCCAUGCCGUUGAAGCUGAUGACGAUGGUACCGUUGAAUCCGCCGCAGUAUCAGACACGCUAGAAGAAGCUGGAGUAUCACCGCUGCCAGAAUUGGAAGCGGCACCACCAAUGUCUGCUGUUGCGCCUACCACAACGGAGCAGCAGGAAAAGUCGAAGGAGGAGCCUGAGAAUAAGGCUUAA
This is a messenger RNA of Sordaria macrospora k-hell, 5358 nucleotides long. RefSeq lists its product as uncharacterized. The record is from RefSeq and is a predicted model, not a curated record. Gene Ontology annotation, cellular component: cytosol. Gene Ontology annotation, biological process: inositol phosphate biosynthetic process; inositol metabolic process. Lineage: Eukaryota; Fungi; Ascomycota; Sordariomycetes; Sordariales; Sordariaceae. Gene Ontology annotation, molecular function: inositol hexakisphosphate kinase activity; diphosphoinositol pentakisphosphate kinase activity; 5-diphosphoinositol pentakisphosphate 1-kinase activity.